AUGGCCGAGCCCGAAGUCCUAUGUGGCUACACCGAGGAGGUCUCGAUGGCCCGAUUCGUCUAUAUCUCAAUCGGCGGAGGUGUCGCGUGCAUCGGAUGCAUCUGUAAUCUCAUCCUUCUCUAUCUAUUCACGUUCCGCCAGUUAGCCAACUCCCCUCCCCAAUUGUAUCCAGCGAUUUUGGCGUUUUUGGAUACGCUACUUUGUUUUUUCUUCCUUAUGAUUUUUGUAGUCGAUGUCAAUAUGAUUUAUAAUAAGAGUGAGUACCUCUUCCUUCUAUUCCAUCGUUAUAUCAUCAUGACAUUUUGCACUGCAAAACUCGUCCAAUUCCUUAUCCCAUAUUUACUAAUGCUGGGAACCCUUGAGAGGUACACAUGGAUUGAUAAUAAGCACAAUAAGAUGGCUCUGCUACAACCAAAGUACCGCCCGUUCACUCUGGGAGGUCUUCUACUCGGCGCUAUCAUGCUCCGGGUGCCAUCUGCUAUGGCACUAACGGUCACACAAUUUCCAAAGUGUGCAGAUUUUUUCCGGACUCUUGCGGUGGAUGUGGAGGAGUGGGCACAGGUAAAUAUAGCAAAAGGGAUAUGA
Caenorhabditis remanei is the source of this 585-nucleotide messenger RNA. RefSeq lists its product as uncharacterized. The transcript is spliced from 3 exons. The coding region runs from base 1 to 585 and encodes 194 amino acids. Lineage: Eukaryota; Metazoa; Nematoda; Chromadorea; Rhabditida; Rhabditidae. The record is from RefSeq and is a predicted model, not a curated record.